Molecule: messenger RNA, 1007 nt
Organism: Suillus subalutaceus
Lineage: Eukaryota; Fungi; Basidiomycota; Agaricomycetes; Boletales; Suillaceae
Exons: 3
Coding region: 192-926 (244 amino acids)
Source: RefSeq, a predicted model, not a curated record
UCACUUACCUUGAAGUUCAAUUGCACAGUGCAAUUCCAAAAGUUGAAGCUAGUAGUAAAGUCGCACUGGUGAUUCGAAUUUGUAACAAUGUAACACAUUACGCAAAUCCUUCCGUUUGGCUCCCCUGCGCACUAGUGGCUGGUCUUCACCCCAGCACUCUGGUCCCUGGCGGGUCGCAGGGAUAUGUAAGCAUGGCUAGUCUCUCUCGCUGUCUAUGCGCUGCGACUUCCACGAUGAGAUCACCAUGUCACUCACGGGAAGGUUUCAGAAUCUCGACAUCCUCUCCUUGGUCCUCUCUUCACCAGUUGUUAUUCCGAGGUCUUUGUCUGAUCUCAGUUCGGCGACCGUCCUUGGAGGCUUGGACCACCAAGUACAGCGACCAAGAAUGGGACAUGCACAUGAGCCAGUUGGUAGGGCAAAUUAAUAGCAAUAGUGUUGAGUGCGGAAUACUUUCGGCCGCGGCUGCCGUGUUUUUAACGACGCCACCUCCCCUGCAAUCAGUCCCAAGUCAUGCAACCACUCCUUCAUGUGUCCUUGUGCUCGUAUCAUUUGCUUAUGCACUUGGUAGCAUUCUCACUGGCACUGCUGUGAUAGCAACACGCCAGUCCUGCGGCAGGAUCCGGUCAAGGGAAGCAAGCAAUCAUCUACUAAUGUGUACUACUUCCUCUGACGCGGUGCAUGUUCUGUCAGCAACACGUCUUUGUUUUUAUCUCAUCCUGCUUCUCAUGGUUUGGCGGUCAGUCUCUGUUUCUGUCGAUAAUUUUCCUUACGACCUUGUUAACACCCAGCGUGAUCCAGCUCCGGGCUGCGGUGGGGCUGAAGCUUAUGUUAUGGAUAUGGGCUUUACCCGCCUUCAUAUUUACCCCCGCGAAAGCCGCAAGCUGAUCAAGGAGCGCCAAAUCAAAACACGCCCGCUUCACCACUGAAAGGCUCUCGCAUCGAUGGCAUCUGAAAAUGAGGGCUCAGUCUUCAGUCCCGACACUUAGGCUACCUAAGAGCAACUCUGA